UAGAGCUGAAACCUUUGCUCGGUCAAGAUGCCGUACAAACCGAAUUUAUAGAUGGUGAAUAUAUAACGGCUAGUAAUGAGGGGGUUGUACACUUUUGGACUUUGGAUAUGAAAUGGAAAAGAGGCGAAGUUGCUCCAGCAAGAAAUGUAACAAUGAGCUGACUACUAAACUUACUGCUUUGGUUGUUUUACCCGAUUUGAACAUAGUUGGCGUGGCAUCAGUAGAAUGUGAACUUCGUUUCUAUGACACAUUAGCAAGUCAAUUUCGGUUAAGGUUGGUUAUUGAUAAAAUGCCGCACAUGGUGACGUGCUUAUCAUACAUUUACGAACCAGGAGGUAAUCUACGUGAAUAUAGUUCAAAGCUGUUGCUUGGUGACUGUAUAGGUGGUGUACGUAUUUUGUCUAUGAUGACCAGAGGCAGAGGUCCUUUUAGAAUGAAUACCGGUGAUUCUUAUGUUGUCCACAAUUAUGCAGAUUUGAUGACACUAGGAGGACUAGGAGUAUCUUCUAAAACAACUGCAUCUGCGCCAUUCCAUGUACUUGAGUUUCCAAAUCUACACCCUGACUACGUUCAAGAAGUUAUGUUUUGCAAUGGUGGUAAAGCUAUGGUUUCUGUAUCAGAAACAUAUAAUCGAUCUAUGAUGUAUUGUCAAACAAUUAAAAAUGGUUGGUGGCGUUCAUUUACUGCACCUCAAGGUUUUUCAUGCGCAUGUAUUAUAGAAAACACACACUUGGUGGCUGGAAGCCAAGAUUGCGUGGUUAGAGUUUGGAGUAUAGAUAGUUUUUUGGGUACUAGUGCUACUACAAAACAAAGAAGUAUUAACUUCACUGGUCAUAAUGCACCAAUUAUGCACGUAUUUUACAAUAAUCGUAAUAGACGACUGUACUCAAUGUGCUUUGAACGUAUUAUCAAGGUAUGGAGUGUGCAUAAGGGUGCGUGUCUUAUGACAUACACAGGUUUGACAACACUCAAUGCUGACUAUCAAGAAUUGUGCAUAUAUUUCAACCAAAAAAAUAGUACACUAAUUGUCGGUGGCAGAACAAUUGUGGUUUUACCAUGUAGUGAAAAUAUCAAUCACACAUUAAGUGAUGGUUAUUCACAUAACGCGGCUGUCACUAAAACUAUGUAUAACAAACUCUAUCGCUUAUUAAUAUCCGUAUCUGCUGAUGCUGUUAUUACUGUAUGGAAUCCAUGGACCGGUGAAAUGAUUUUAAAGAGAACUAACGCACAUACAAAAUUAGUUCUUGGAGAAUUUGUACCAGCUGAAAUAACAGCUGCCAAUUUUGAUCCCUCCGGUGGUCUUUUGGUUACUGGUUCUGAAGAUGGUAGUAUCCGAAUGUGGGACCCAACAAAUGGUGCUUGUCUUAAUAGAUUACAAAUUGCAUCCAAGUGUCAAAUAUCCGAGUUGAUUUGGCUGCCAAAUAAAGUAUUAGUGUCUAGUUGGGACAAACGAAUUACAGAAUUUAAUGACCCACUUUUGGUAUCUAAAGGAAAACGAUGGCUUGUCAGUCAUGAAGAAUCUAUUCUAACAAUGAGUGUAAAACUACCAUCAAUGUUAGUAACAACCUCAUAUGCUGGUAAGGUAGGAUUUUGGCGGUUAGAAACUGGACAGAUGAUAAAAUUUUAUGGGUUAAAAAUGAAGCCAGAUAGUCGAGGGAACUUAAGAGGCUACGGCACGAAUAAAAAUCAAAUAAGUUCAAUGAAUUUGUCAAGUAUACAAACUCAAGAUAGUCACUUUGUUAAGGGAACUAAUAGUAGUGGCUUAUUUGAAACUAGAGAGACAACAUUACAAAGACUAGGAGUUAAGUUUACGCCAAAGGAAUAUCAUGCUGCAACUAGCUCACACUUUCUGAGGGGCCGGCAAGAUGCUACGAGAGUGGGCAACCUCUUAAUAGCCACUCGGAAUGGGGUCAUACAAAUAUGGUCCACAUUUAAAAUACCUACAUAUCUAGCCCAAUUCAAGGCAAUUCAUAUUGAAGGUGAUUAUGUAACAUCAAUGGCAUCUGAUGAUAAAAGUCAUUAUUUGUUUACUUGUUUCACAACUGGCUACGUCAAAGUAUGGUUUAUUAUAAAUUUUGGUGUUGUAAAUAAACAAGCAAUUUCUAUGCCUCUUCUUCGGCUUCGGUUUUCGUUUCUUAUUAAUUCAUUUUUUGUUGGUCGUGCUGAAAGAGCUGCUCGAAAUGAACAGAAUAUUAUAUUAGUAAGUUCUUAUCAAGCACAUUUAGGCUGUAUCAGACAUAUCGAAUAUGUGCAACACGUAAAAAUGGUUGUAACUAGUAGUGUUGACAUGAGCAUACGGUUAUGGACAAUCAACGGACAUUAUAUUGGGACAUUAGGUUCACCAAAGCAAUGGCCUCGUACAGAACUAUCUAAAACAAUAAGUGUUUAUAAUUAUAGAUUACCUCCCGACAUUAAACGUGUUGCAUCAUCAACGACAUUACAAGUUCUGAUGAACGGUGUUAAUUCCGUUUCUCGUUCAACAAAAGCAUGGGAGCGGUUGAGAGCAUUGAAGCAACAAAGAGAUAUGGAAGACAAAGAAGUCAAAAGAUCACUUUUGGGUGACAGGUGUCCAGAAAACCCUUUGUACAAACAUUACUGUCAACCAGAUAGACCAACAACAAUAAUUGACCCCACUCAACAAGUUCACAUUGAUACGUCUGUUCCAUGCAUUGAAAUAUACAAAUAUUUAUCGUUGUAUGAGUUAAAGCCUAUACCUCAAAAUCAUAUUUCAAAAGAUCUGUACGAGUCAAACAAACUUAAAAAAGUCCGUUUUAAAAAUGUAUGAAUGUAUUAAAAAUGUAUAAUAAAUGCAUAAAAAAGUCAAUAAAUGCUACAUAAUAAUAUCAUUACUAAUGUAUAAUUAUUAAAAACAU
Daktulosphaira vitifoliae (grape phylloxera) is the source of this 2873-nucleotide messenger RNA. Its product is annotated as WD repeat-containing protein on Y chromosome-like. NCBI's taxonomy places the organism in Eukaryota, Metazoa, Arthropoda, Insecta, Hemiptera, Phylloxeridae. The transcript has 4 exons. Gene Ontology annotation, molecular function: protein binding. The record is from RefSeq and is a predicted model, not a curated record. The coding region runs from base 113 to 2785 and encodes 890 amino acids.